Messenger RNA from Plutella xylostella (diamondback moth), 1341 nucleotides. NCBI's taxonomy places the organism in Eukaryota, Metazoa, Arthropoda, Insecta, Lepidoptera, Plutellidae. The record is from RefSeq and is a predicted model, not a curated record.
UCGUCCGGGCACUGUUUAGAGGCAGACGUGUACAAGUCCACGCUCCACUUUGCCAAUCAAAUAGCAAUCUUAAGUACCAAUUAUUAAAACUCAUUUUUACUCUGUGCUACCAAAAGUGAAAGGCGACAAAUUAAUCGUGCCAUAAUUGCUGUCUCUGUCUCGCGCCGCUUGUAGCGUCCGCUACGCGCCGGGCCGUUAUCAGUGCUACGCCGCUACGCUACUGCUACGAAGUCGCUGCAUUCCAUUCCUUGGUAUCGCUGCCUACUGCCUACUAAACCGUCUUAAUCACCUGAGGUAAACAACUUUGUUCACUAUGUCUAAACUGACUAGGACACCCCCACAGAUUAACAUCUCGAUGUCCGCUUCUAAUCCUGAUUUGCCGACUAGCGAAAACCUGCGCUGUGAUAAGAGACGUCGGCUAUCGGGGGACGAACGUGAUAGUUCAACAUCAAUGCAGUGUGAGUUGCAAAAAUUGUUUGCCUCACUCGAAUUAAAACUGCUGCACAGAAUUGAAACUAUAGAAAAGGAUGUCAGAGAAAUAAAAUGCAUGUCGACAAGUUCCCAAGAAACUAACCAAGCCAUUGAAAAGUCCAUUUCAUUCGUAACUAAUCAACUGACUGCACUGGAGGACAAAAUUGAUAAGUUGGAAGACAAUAGGAAAGUAAUCUCGAAGGAAAUCUCUUUGCUUGACAGCAAAUGUGAGAACAUGGAGAGGAUCAUGAGAAAGUCAUGCAUUGAAAUCCGCAAUGUACCUAAGAUAAAAAACGAGAAGCUCAACGACCUGUUUAAUAUGAUUCAUACACUGAGCGACAAACUGGGUCUAAAACUCGGGAAUAGCGACCUGCGAGAUGUGUACCGGAUCAACAACAAAGCUAAUAAAGAUGUCUCCUCUGUGAUAUUUGAAGUAUCAAACACCUUAUUGAAGUCGUGCUUUCUGGAAAGUGCAAAGAAAUGGAACAGAUCUGGAAGUGAUCAACUGAACAGUACUCACUUGGGGCUGACAGGUAACGUGACCCCAAUCUACAUAUCUGAGUGCUUGACAGCUAGAGCUAAACGGAUCCAUUACCUCGCCCGGGACUUUGCUAAAACUCAUAGUUACGACUUCUGCUGGACCAGCAAUGGUCUUGUCUACCUGCGCAAAAAGUCUGGCGACCCCUACAUUCUAAUUGCACAUGAAGGGAAACUCGAAGAACUAAAAUGACUACUUCUGAACAGUUUGAGUUUGUAUCUACCACUAAUUAUACUUAAGGCUACUAUGAUGUAUUCACUACCGUACUCAGAUAACUUAGUUAAGAUGUUGUCUAUAUACCUACUUGCAUGCAUAAAACUUGUUUUGUUAUA